AUGGCUACUUACUCGCCAGGCUGCUGGCAAGCAAUUGCUCAAACUAAACAGCAGGCUAUCCUCAACUUGAUCCCGGAGAAAUGGAGGAUCUCAACUCCUCUCCCAGCUCCUGCCGAGCUGCGAGACUGCACAGGUGGCUACAUACAACAAUAUCUGACACCCCGGGAAGUUGAGAUCACAGAGGCAGAUGCCGUGUCUAUCACCCAACAAACAACUACGGGUGCGUGGACCUCAGUCGAGGUCACCGAGGCAUUCUGCCACAGAGCGGCUGUUGCCCAUCAGAUGGUCAAUUGUCUUCAUGAGAUAUUCUUUGACGAGGCACUUGCUGCCGCCAAGGCAUUGGAUGCAUACUUUGUAACGAACGGCAAGCCCUUGGGCCCUUUGCACGGCCUUCCAGUAAGUUUGAAAGACCAGUUUCAUAUCAAAGGAGUCGAAACAACUAUGGGAUACGUUGGGUGGAUCGGGACCUUCGAAGGCAAGAAAGAUGACCCCCGAGUAGGCACUUUCGAAAGUGAGUUGGUCAUGGAACUCCGAGGUCUCGGGGCGGUGCUAUUUUGCAAAACUAGUGUCCCCACUACAUUGAUGGCCGGAGAGACAGCCAACAACAUCAUUGGUUACACUUCGAACCCCAAAAACCGCCAUCUUUCCAGCGGAGGAAGUUCCGGCGGCGAAGGCGCGUUGAUUGCACUACGAGGGUUGCCCGCAGGUUUUGGUACGGAUAUUGGAGGCAGCAUCCGGGUACCAGCUUCUUUUAAUGGUAUCUUUGGUCUGCGUCCAUCAGGUGGAAGAUUACCUUACGAAGGCGUCGCAAACUCUAUGGACGGGCAAAACACCAUUUUGUCCGUGGUUGGACCAAUGGCAACCACUGCUCGCUCUUUCAAAAUUGCUUUUCAAAGCAAGCAAGGUCCUUGGAAUCAUGACCCCCUGGUCCAUGAGAUACCAUGGCGGAGCUCAGUUGAGAGUAACUUCCUGAGCAUCGUCAACGAAAGUCCUCCUUCGCUCACUUUUGCCUUUUUACAUCAUGGUGGUGUGGUCCGGCCUGAUCCUCCGGUGAGCAGAGCUGUUAGGUCAAUUGAAGAGAUGUUGAGACGACAGGGCCAUCAAGUAAGUGGAUAUUGCUUGUUUGAGAUUUGCGCAACGCCGUGUUGUAUGAAUGUUGACGUGACAAAGGUUGUAGACUGGUGUCCACCUUCGCACAAUAUCGCGCAUGCUAUAGCAAAAGAGGCAUUUCAAAUGGAUGGUGGAGAGGACGUUCUCCACGAUCUUGCUUUAUCAGGCGAGCCACAACUACCACAAUGUUUUGUGGCAAAGACCACCCACAUGACUGCUGUUCAGAUCUCCGAUUUGAAUAUCAGAAAGCGUCGGUAUCAAAAAGCCUACUUGGACUAUUGGAAUUCGACUUCGGAGUUGACCCGGAGUGGACGUCCUGUCGAUGCGCUCAUAUGCGCCACAGCACCCCACGCAGCUGUGAUUCCAGGAUGCUUCCGGCAUGUAGGAUAUACCAGUUUUGUCAACGUUCUAGAUUGGACCAGUGCUGUAUUCCCUGUCACUCAUGCCGACAAAGACUCAGACCUGCUCACUCCAACCGCCUCAGCGGGCAAUCUCAAUGACCAGCACGAGAAUAUAACUCUCAAUUCCGACUAUAAUGCGUCAAUUUAUGAUGGCGCGCCAGUUGGUCUUCAAUUGAUUGGUCGACGCUUAGAAGAAGAGAAAGUUCUCUGUCUUACGGAGUAUGUUUCUAGAUUAUGGAACGAGCUACCCCAAGGAUCUUAG
Penicillium brevicompactum is the source of this 1773-nucleotide messenger RNA. RefSeq lists its product as uncharacterized. The transcript is spliced from 5 exons. NCBI's taxonomy places the organism in Eukaryota, Fungi, Ascomycota, Eurotiomycetes, Eurotiales, Aspergillaceae. Bases 1 to 1773 code for a protein of 590 amino acids. The record is from RefSeq and is a predicted model, not a curated record.